Messenger RNA from Epithele typhae, 894 nucleotides. RefSeq lists its product as uncharacterized. Gene Ontology annotation, molecular function: protein binding. The transcript is spliced from 3 exons. The coding region runs from base 1 to 894 and encodes 297 amino acids. The record is from RefSeq and is a predicted model, not a curated record. Lineage: Eukaryota; Fungi; Basidiomycota; Agaricomycetes; Polyporales; Epitheliaceae.
AUGCAAUCGGAGGAAGCAGACGAGCGACCCAGGAUCCAAGAUGAUGAGAAGUUCUACUUCGACGAUGGCACUAUCAUCCUGUCCGUGCAAGGUGUCCAUUUCCGGGUGCAUACGGGGAUAAUCGCCAUGCAUUCACCCGUCUUCAAGGACAUGUCAAUUCUUGGCUCCGCGUCCUAUCAAGCAGGCGACAUCGGAGGGAACCUCGACCCAUGUCCCGUCGUCGAAUUGCAGGAUUCCAUCCACGACUGGCGUCAUGUUCUGCGCGUCAUCUAUAACAUGAAACCAUUAAUGAGCUUCGACGAAUUGUCCGCUUACAUCCGUCUUGGCCACAAGUACCAGAUGGACGCCUUUUACAAGCCCGCCAUGAAUUAUCUGGAGCGCUUCUUCUCUCCCACCCUCGACCGCUGGAACAAGUGGAACUCUCGGGACGAACCGUGCGCGCUCCCCGGAUGCGCUCUCGAGAGCGCCAUCGGGAUCGUCAACCUCGCUCGGCUGUGCUGUCAGCUGGGCGGGAAGUUGCUGAAGGGCCUCGCUCGCCCGGACGGGACCUACGAGACGCUGUCUACAGGAGACUUCGAGCGCUGCUUCAACGCCAUACCCAAGCUGACCUCCCGCGGGAUUGAGCAGAUGCAAAUUCUGCUCAUCGGUCGACCGGAAGUGUCAUGCCCGAAUGUACGGAUGGACGACGAUGGUGCGGCUUGCAUGGGGGGGAUAUAUGAUUUACUUGAAGACUUCCAAUACGAUUCUAGUCGGGGCUUGCCUAUUCACCCCACCCCGUUCGUUCAACCCGACAUGGACGUGUUCUGCGAGGAGUGUCGCGACCAGAUCCAGAAUCAGUGCAACGAGCUCAACCAUGAGACGUUGCCCCGACUAGCGUCAUUCUUCGAUCUCUAG